Bicyclus anynana (squinting bush brown) is the source of this 6330-nucleotide messenger RNA. Its product is annotated as spatacsin. Gene Ontology annotation, cellular component: axon; synapse; dendrite. Lineage: Eukaryota; Metazoa; Arthropoda; Insecta; Lepidoptera; Nymphalidae. The record is from RefSeq and is a predicted model, not a curated record. The transcript has 16 exons. Bases 227 to 6079 code for a protein of 1950 amino acids. Gene Ontology annotation, biological process: synaptic vesicle transport; axon extension; axo-dendritic transport.
AAAUCAAAUGUCAAUAUAACGACGAGUCGACGAGUGUCGAGUUUGUGUAUCGACAAAAACAAAUUUUACUUGAAAAUAAAAAACAAGCAUUAAAAAAUGACAUUGCCCGAAGGAUAAUAAUGAUUCGAUUAUUAUGUUGAAUAUUUAUCUUUAUUUUAAACUAAUAAUAAUACUUGUAGUGACCUUCUAAUAAUUCCAUUGUAUUGUGUUGUUUGUUAAACAUUUUAUGGUCUGUGUAAAUAUGGAAAGCCUAAGUCAGAAUGAAAAAAUAAUCUGGAACUGUUGGGAGGAGAAAUCACCACGGGACGUAGUUCGGGAGGCUGCGGCGAAGGGGACUCAUGUCAAGCUUGCAAUCAAAUAUCUCAUGAUUAAAAACUCUUGGAGCGAAUCAACAGCACAAGAUUGGUUUAUGGCAGAGGUUAAAGCAUGGACUGUACAGUUACUAAUGCGAAAGCAAAUAUUUAAAGUUCUCCAUAUUCUAAAUAAAUGCAAUAUCAAUCCAGAAGAACAUUUAAUAACUCUGGCAGAAAUUUCACCUGUAAUUGAAUAUAGAGAUUUCAUUGUGGCACACUUGCAGAAACUAGUAAAGGAUAUGAAAGGUGAAAAUUUAAACAGAUGGGAAAAUUUCAAAAGACAUUGGAACUUAAUUCGCUAUCUUGAGAAGUCAUUUGAAGUUGAUGGUACCUUCAAACAGAACAAAGUUUUUGGUACUGGCAGUAACAGAGUGUUUGUGAAUGAGAGUGAAAUUAAGGCUUUGACUGUUGAGAAUAUAGAAAAAUAUCCCCCUGACUGGAAGUGUAAGAUUGCAACAACAUUGUUCUUUGACACAUUUGAAUUUUCAUUAUUAGAUUUUUCGACUCCUCUCACUGUGUGGAACUAUUUAGUUGAUCAUAAUAAAUCCAUGAUACUUGUUCGUUGGAUUAAUGUUCAAAUGUCAGAAGUAGUACGGGACAUGAAUGCUCGCUACAUUUUUUUUAAUAAUGAUAAUUUUGUGCAGAAGCUACUGAAUGUUGACACCAAAGGUUUCACUAUAGAAGUCCUUGAUACUUUAGAUGAAAUAUUCCGUAAGUGGCCUAUUUCAUCAGAAAUGAUUGAAAUCAUUACUAAUAGUGACUGUUUUGAGUACACAAAAAUGUGUAUUUAUGAUACUUUAGCUUCAUAUGGGAUAAUUGUUGAAAAGGAAAAGAAGGAUUUGUACCAAAUUAUUGCUAGAUUAACAAGAACUCAAAAUUUGAAGCUGAUUGAUGAUAUUUUCUCUGAAUCUUGUGCUACAAUGAGUAUGCAAGAGUUCUAUUUAGAGUUGGCAAAAUAUUUUGUUAAAAAUAAACUGUACAAAGUUUUGACCAUUUGUAUUGAGGGUCACAUAUUAGAUACUGAUUUAUCAGAAGUAGAGCAAGAAGCUAAGGACUGCAUACAGCUGUGGCUAUUGUUUAAAAGUAUCGAACAAACAUCUGAUAGACAGAGCCAUGUAGUGCCUGUGUACAAAACUUGUCAACAAAUAGCAAAGGAUGAUAUUGAUAAUUAUAUUUCUUCUAAUCCUCAUUUAGUAUUAGGUAUGAUUUUACUGGAAGACAACUUGAAUUUGUUUGACAUAUUUUCAAAAGAAGAAUUCUUGCAGUUUAAAGAUUUUAAGUUACCAAAUAAAGGUUACAAACAUAAACAUCCUCAUUUGUACAAUGUUUACAAAAAGCACAGUAGUGAAAAUGAGAUGUAUGAAUGUAAAGAUGUAAAUGUCUAUCAGCUACUUUCUGGGUAUCGAGGACUAGACGUUUCAAAGAUAUUUGAAUUUCAAAUAUUAAACAUUAACAGCAAUAACCAGCUGCCUGAUAAAACUGAUCGACGAAGCUUAGGAAGUCUUUUAUCAAAUGAUGUAGACAUGCGUGGUUUAAAAGCAUUCACUCAAAGAUCAGUAGAUAUGCCAGACUUUGCCAAUGAAAAACUUAUGAAAAGAUAUGGAUAUGAUGCCAAAUUAAAUCAUACUUAUUAUUUGAAGCAAUAUCGUCCUUGCAAUGCCAGCCAAGCAUUUGUAUCUCAGCAGUAUCAAAUAUACAAUCGUUUACAAGAAAAGAGUAUUAAAAGCGCAUGUUGCGAAGCACACGCUUUAGCUCUUCAGAAUUGGUUCGAUACCGCAAUGACAGCUUGCGCCAUCUCUUUCGUCGCAAUGAUCGGGUGUAAUCCCACUAGAUGCAGAGUUCAUAUAUCAGCUACUAAAAUGAUAAAAAAUCACCUGAUUCAUCGUAAAGGGUAUCCAGAAAACGAAGCUAAUAAAAUAAUAAAUGACUUUAUGAUUAAAUUGAUUCAAAACAACGACGAAACUUCAAAAACUAUUCUGAAGUAUUUAGAAGAAAUAACGUCAUAUAAAUUGAGAGAAACUCGAGAAAAAAAUGGAAAAGAUGAUAUGUCUGUCGUGUUGUAUGAAUCUCAGACCAUGGUGAAAUUUGCGAUGUUGCACAAUUUACAACUACCGGAGAUGCAGUUAAGGGAGUAUAUAAAAAGUGGUAGUUGGUUUAACUUUCUACUUUUCGGCGAUGUAUUUAGAUAUCCUCUGUCCCAAAUGUUACAAUUGUCGCAAGAAUUCGAGAAAACAUCCCACGCGGAGCAUUUAAAACACAUAAUGCUCCAUAAAAGUAUUGAAGAUGACAAAGAACAAAAAUCUAACUCCAGCAAUGGUCAACGAAGACUAACAAGACUCAAUUCAGUGGAAACUAGUCCUACUCAAAGUGUAGUGUUUGAUUUUCCGACUAGUACUUACAUGGGCCGCGAACUGUGGGAAGUGGCGGCGGCUUGCCAUGGACCGGAAGAUCCUCCUGCUGCAUUGCUACGUGCUGCUGACUUAUACCGAGAACCGUUGCUUGUACUUUUAGCUAGUUGUUAUGAGCCAAAUGCAGUGGAUGUGCUCUGGGCUCACUGGAUAUUAUCUUCUUUGGAACCAAACAAUCGCAGUCGGGAGGCUCUACAAACAGUGAUUGCUCAAAAUGUACCGUCGCAGUUAUUCCAGAAAGUGGCUGAAAUAUGUCUCACUGAAGGAUAUAUUACUACAUUGCAUGAAUCCAUGUUGAUAUUUAUGCCGGAAAGUCCUCUAUCAUUAUUGACAUCAUUCCUUUAUCGAUGUAUAAGGCUGCUCACUUUUGAUUCUGUGACAAACAAGUAUUUGACUAGCUUUCUGCAGCAUUGUCAACGUCGAUAUAGCGUCGACGCAAGCGGCCUAACAUGUAACCUCUCGAAGGAGUCCCUACAAAGAAUAGCCGUGGCAUUAGUCAAAAUAACCCUAACACACAUUUUUGACAUGCCUUUUCAUCAAAAGGAAUUCUUGAGAUGCCUCUCUGAAACCCGCUUUGGUAAAGAUUUUAUUGUGCAAUCGCCAGAUUUUAUGAUGUUGUAUGAAAUUUUCGAAAUAAGUAUGGAAAUUUCGUCUGUGAUGAACAUAUCAAAGAUGUUGGCAGAUGAUGCGCAGUCGUAUUUCCUAGAACGUAUUGAAAUAUAUACGCGUGAUAAUAAUUACGAUGUAGCAUUGAAAGUAGCUAAGUUAGCAAGACUACCGGUUGAUGACAUUUUGGUGGCAGAAUGGGAUAAAAAGUGCACAAGAUUGACACUAAACACUGAAGAUGAAUUGGUUAUUCAUGAUAAAGAUUUAACGUUCACCGUUGCUCAAUGCAGUGAGGCUUUUAAGGAAGCUGGUGUCACUUUCAACAGGGCGAUAGAGUUUCUCGCAGGCGUCCCUCUUCAUAUUGAAGACCGAGAACAAAAGUUCUAUGCAUACAGAGUAAUUUUGAGUUGGUUUGAAGAAAACCGAGUGUAUGGUGAGAAAAGGGAAGAAAUUGAACACGAAAUGUGGGACGCGUAUUUACAUAGCAAAGCUAAAAUUGUGUUCAAAGACUAUAAUGUUACCAUAAAUUUUGUUCUAAAAGAUCAAACAGAUCUUUCGUACCCCCAAAAAGUUAAUUUGAUGCAUGAAGAUAAGCCAUUUUCGUUAAGUUUACACGAGAUCGAGGUGGAAUCGGAUGUUGUGAAUAUAGAAAACGUGCAGUUGUUGGAAGAUCCAGAACUAAUAGAUCGUUGGAAAAGUGCUGUCAAUGAUUUGUUGGAAUCAAAACUUCUUGUAGAAGGAUUCCGGUUGGCUGCUUUGUAUAAAACGCCUGAAGAGUAUCGAUACGGGUCCCCUGUUUGUCCUGUGCAAAUUAUCAGAACCUGCCUACGUUUAGCGGAAGGGACAUGUUCACCUUACGAAUUGCCACAGGAGUUGCGGUUGGUGAUUUCCUCGCCUACACUUCAAAACAAAUUGACGGUUUCAGAGGCAUCCGAGACAAGUUUUGAAGAAUUAGUUGUGAUUCAGGAGCGGCAAGAUGGGGAGAGUGUGCCUCAUUUGGCUGCGCGGGAGGAAGCCGACCGCCUCUCCGCGUUGGAGGCUCUUGCGGUUCGCAGUGGCAUCUCUGUUGCUAAACAGAUAACCAACUAUUUCCGAAUUGCGCUGCAAAUAGGCUGGGAUUAUGCAUCAGUGCUAAAGUAUCAAAGCAGACCUUUGGACUUCAUCAAUUUGGUCAGCGGCAGAGCUCGAAUGUCGUUGGCAAAUCUUGUUUUUCGUACAUUCAACAUACCGUCAAAACAAAUUGCAGAAUAUUUGUGCCGCGAGAUGGUCGCUGCGAUAAUAUCACCACAUCUAGUUAAAACUUCGACGUUCAGGCAAAAGGAACAUUUCCAGUACACGCUGUGGGGUUACGUUCUUGAUUCGGACAUCGAAAUGUUUUUGAACAUGCGUCCAGACGCUUGCAGCCAAAUCGGUCGGUUAAUUCUCGAUCAUUUGAUGGCGUUCCAGAAGAUUUAUAAGGCGACAAGUGCCUUGAAGAUUCCUGAAAACAGUUUGGAUGAUAGUUACCUUGAUGUGGAGACUCUGAUCGAUGAAGAGUACCAAAACGUUGAGGGGGAUGAAGUGGAAUCAAUAAUGACUGAGGAAGGGACUAUAAUGUCCGCCGAAACAGAGUCAGUUUACUCAGUUUCCACUGUGUAUAACGCUGGUAAUAAGAUGUCACGUGACUCCAGGAGGAACUUGUUUGAUGUCAUCUCUCGAAACAACAUUCAUAUAAGAUACGAAGUCAAAUCGAACAUCAGGAAGAUUACCAAAGGCGCCAAAUUGUCGACGAAACAGGUAAACAUAAUAUCGAUCGAGCUGCUGGUGCUGGCGCACGAGUGCUUCUCAUGUGCGUGUGAUACGGAGGGCGUGGCCGUGGUGCUGCGGUCGGCGCAGGCGCUGUGUGCCCGCCUACUGGCCGCGCGCUCUUGGCGACUCAUGGUGCGCCUGCUCACCGGCCUGGCGCGGUACACCGAGUGCGCCUACAUCUUACAGGCCCUCCGCGACAACCACCAGUUCGAGUUCCUCCUCGGCCAAUUCGACUACAUGCUUGGCCAGCAUCAAGACAAGAUCGCCGAAUUCAAACACGGCCUGCUGGACUUCCUGAAGACUCACUGCCCCGGCGAUACAGACACUUACAUAAUGGUCGCAUUACAUUUCAACAUGUACGCCGAGGCUGCGAACGUGAAGAAGAAACAAGCAAUGGAUCUGAUUGAUGACUUGGAGAAGAUGGCGAGCGAUACUUCUAAAACUUCUAGAAGAUCCUCUCAGCCGGUGUGGCUUCUUAUACAUGAUAAUGUGCCGACGAGGUCGCUUCUGGAUACGGCGUUGAUCCACUGCACUGAUGCCUGUGAGCUGUACCUGCAAGGAGGGUGUACGGGGUUUGCGGGGGAGAUGGCGAGUCUGGCGCAGAAGAUUGCGUUACAGAUAUCCCUUCUCAACGCCUCGCCUACGCGACUUAUUCUCAACAGAAGCACGGAACAGACGUACAGCCUUGUGUCAGAAUAUUUGAGCUUUAUGGAGGGGUUGGUGCUUCUAUCAAGCAGCGGGAGCGCUGCGUGGCGUGAGUUGGCGUACCGCCGUUCGCUGUCCAACGACCAGGCGUACCUGCGCGACAUGGCUGCGUACCGGCCCGAUAUAGCGCACGACUUUCUCAACAGGUAUAAAUCCGAUAAGAAGAGAACCCCUACAUCUCAAUUGGCUAUGUCAGAACUGCGUGCUUUGAUUAGAUGAUAUAGGGCCAAAAACUGUAAACUUAUAAGAUCUCACUCUUAAAUUCAUAAUCAUAGAGUUUAUAUUCCAAAGUUAGUGAUUUAAUGUCUUUAUACUCGUAUAACUUAUAGGCUUUAACAUAAAAUGACAUAUAUCAUAUUUAUAGAUAGAUAAUAUAUUCUUAAUGUAAGUGUAUAGCUGUGAUAUUCUAAAUUGACUGAGAAAAUGAUAUUUUUAUAGCUUUGUAGUAGAAUAAAACCUUUAUUAUAUUA